GUAUUUGGAACAUUAUCUGGACAGUAAGAGCCGACCGAAGCAGCGGGUCGUGGGUCGUGGAGCGGUGCGGAGGGUCCGGGUUGACAGAGUCUGUAGCUCCGAGGCCCUGGGGGCCUGAAGCUCACAGUUGAGAAAGAGUAUUGAAAACCUCCCAUUUGAAUUACAGAGAAACUUUCAGCUCAUGAGGGACCUAGACCAAAGGACAGAGGACCUGAAGGCUGAAAUUGACAAGUUGGCCACUGAAUAUAUGAGUAGCGCCCGCAGCCUGAGCUCCGAGGAAAAAUUGGCCCUUCUCAGACAGAUCCAGGAGGCCUAUGGCAAGUGCAAGGAAUUUGGUGACGACAAGGUGCAGCUUGCCAUGCAGACCUAUGAGAUGGUGGACAAACAUAUUCGGCGGCUGGAUACAGACCUGGCCCGUUUUGAGGCUGAUCUGAAGGAGAAACAGAUCGAGUCAAGUGACUAUGACAGCUCUUCUAGCAAAGGCAAAAAGAAAGGCCGGACUCAAAAGGAGAAAAAAGCUGCCCGUGCCCGUUCCAAAGGGAAAAACUCAGAUGAAGAAGCCCCCAAGGCUGCCCAGAAGAAGCUAAAACUUGUGCGCACAAGUCCUGAGUAUGGGAUGCCCUCAGUGACCUUUGGCAGUGUCCACCCCUCUGAUGUGUUGGAUAUGCCUGUGGAUCCCAACGAACCCACAUAUUGCCUUUGUCACCAGGUCUCCUAUGGAGAGAUGAUUGGCUGUGACAACCCAGAUUGUUCCAUCGAGUGGUUCCACUUCGCCUGUGUGGGGCUGACAACCAAGCCUCGAGGGAAAUGGUUUUGCCCACGCUGCUCCCAAGAACGAAAAAAGAAAUAGGUUUCCUUGGAUUCCAUCCCAGAUCUCUUCCAAAUCCCCCUGACCUGGGCUAGUGACAGAGAGGAACGCCUCUGCUGGGGACUGGGGGUCCAGGGAGAUGUCGACAGUGCAGUACCGCCGUCCCUUCUCCCUCUCCCUACUCCUGGUGCUGAGGCUGCAUCCAAACCCCGGUAGGGAGGGCGCCACAGCCACUGACGGUAUGUGCUCUCGCUCCACUCUCUCCUCCAGAGGGAAGGAAUCCCACUCACUGUCCUUUUGCCUCCAUGGUGAGGUUGGUGCUGUAUUUCAGAGGGAGGGUCCUCUUCAUUCCCUUGCUUUGUAUUUAAGGGCUGGGGCAGUGGAGUGGGCACUCUCCCAGUCUCCUCAAUCUCCCCUUCCCCCACCGGGGCUAGGUAGGACAAACCUCUCCAUCCUCUUUCUUUUUUCCAUGGUGAGGGAUCUUCUAGAUCAUUUGGGCUCUGGCCUAGUUGAGUGAUUACCCCUUCCUCUGUGACCCGGGGAUUUAUCCUGACUGAAUGGGAGAGGGGCAAGGUGGAGCACAGAUAACUCACAUGUAAAAGGAGUGGGGUAGGUAAAUAAAAGCUAUCCACGCUGGCCUGCUGUGUUUAUUGUAGAGCCUGUUUCCGUACAUGUGCUAAACAUUCCUUUUGCAUCCUCUGGAUUGGAUGAGAGGCAGGAGAAUGGCUUGCCAGAAAUAGGACAAGACAUGAAACCCAAAGUGGUACUUGUCCUGUGAUAUUUACGACUUGCCCACCUGGAGGGGUGCCUUGCACUGGGGGACUCAGAACUUUGUAAUUAUGCAUCUGCUCCAGUGAAGCACUUUUCACCUGAUUCCAAUAAAUCAUGUAUUUGCGUUAA
Cricetulus griseus (Chinese hamster) is the source of this 1708-nucleotide messenger RNA. The record is from RefSeq and is a predicted model, not a curated record. NCBI's taxonomy places the organism in Eukaryota, Metazoa, Chordata, Mammalia, Rodentia, Cricetidae.